AGCACAUCAUCUGCACUGAUCGGCGACGCUGCACACAGUACGCACUACACGCACUGGAGCUGAUCUACAGGUACAGAAGAUGGACGUGAAGGACCAAAGCGCGCAAAUGGAGCCUCUGCUGCCCGCGAUGGUCACCUCUCCUGGAAGACAAAGUGUGAGGAAUGAUGAGGAGGCCGUGGUGGACAGAGGAGGCACUCGCUCCAUGCUUAAAGCUGGACUGGAGAAGGAGGAGCUAGAGGGUCACAGGACUCUGUAUAUCGGGGUUCAUGUUCCUCUGGGCAGAAGAUCCCACCGCCGUCAUCGGCAUCACGGACACCGACACAGAAAGAGGAGCAGGGAGAGAGACUCGGGCGUCGAAGACGGACACGAAUCUCCUUCAUACAAUACUCCCUCUCAGAGGGUUCAGUUUCUGCUGGGCACUGAGGAUGAUGAUGAAGAGCACAUACCACACGACCUCUUCACCGAGCUGGAUGAGAUCUGCCUGCGUGACGGAGAGGAUGCUGAGUGGAGAGAAACCGCCAGGUGGCUGAAGUUUGAAGAGGACGUGGAGGAUGGAGGUGAGCGCUGGAGUAAACCGUACGUUGCGACACUCUCGUUGCACAGUCUCUUUGAGCUGCGGAGCUGCAUCAUCAACGGCACCGUCAUGCUGGACAUGAGAGCCAGCUCUCUGGAGGAGAUUGCAGAAAUGGUGCUGGACCAACAGGAAGUGGCUGGGCAUCUUGAAGAGGAUGUCAGGAAGAAGAUCAAAGAGGCUCUUCUGAAGCAGCACCAUCACCAGAACCAGAAGAAACUGGCCAAUCGGAUUCCCAUCGUCCGCUCCUUCGCCGACAUCGGCAAGAGGCAGUCUGAUACAAACUGCAUGGACAAAAACGGUCAGAUGAUUCCACCGCAGUCUCAACCGCUAACCACAGGGGGCAAGAAUGACAUGAGCCGUGAAAACAGUGCUGUGGACUUCAGCAAGAUAGACCUGCACUUCAUGAAGAAGAUUCCUCCGGGUGCAGAGGCCUCUAAUGUUUUGGUUGGAGAGCUGGAGUUUCUGGACAGGCCUGUCGUGGCAUUUAUCCGCCUCUCUCCUGCUGUACUGCUGAACGGCCUGGCAGAGGUGCCCAUUACCACCAGGUUCCUGUUCAUCCUGCUGGGGCCUCUGGGUAAAGGACCACAAUAUCACGAGAUUGGCAGAUCAAUUGCUACUUUAAUGACAGAUGAGGUUUUCCAUGAUGUGGCCUAUAAAGCUAAAGACCGCAAUGAUCUGAUUGCAGGAAUUGAUGAAUUUCUUGACCAAGUUACAGUUCUGCCACCGGGAGAAUGGGACCCGUCCAUCAGGAUAGAGCCACCAAAAAACGUCCCAUCCCAGGAGAAGAGAAAGAUCCCUGCAGUGCCUAAUGGAGAGCUGGCAGAGCCGGAGGAACAUGGUGGACACGGAGGCCCUGAGCUGCAGCGCACCGGGAGGCUUUUUGGUGGAUUGGUUCUGGAUGUGAAGAGGAAGGCUCCGCACUUCCUGUCGGAUUUCACAGAUGCGCUCAGCCUGCAGUGUUUGGCCUCUUUCCUGUUCCUGUACUGCGCCUGCAUGUCCCCUGUUAUCACCUUCGGAGGACUGCUGGGAGAAGCCACAGAGGGACGCAUAAGUGCAAUUGAAUCUCUGUUUGGAGCCUCCAUGACUGGAAUUGCUUACUCGUUUUUUGCCGGCCAGCCUCUCACUAUUCUGGGCAGCACCGGACCCGUCCUGGUGUUUGAGAAAAUAUUAUUCAAAUUCUGCAAGGAGUACGGGCUGUCGUAUCUGUCCCUCAGGGCAUGUAUUGGGCUGUGGACGGCGUUCCUCUGUCUGCUGCUGGUGGCCACUGAUGCCAGCUCCCUCGUCUGUUACAUCACACGCUUCACGGAGGAGGCCUUCGCCUCUCUCAUCUGCAUCAUCUUCAUCUACGAGGCCUUGGAGAAGCUCAUUCAUCUCGGGGAGACGUAUCCCAUUAACAUGAACAACAAUCUGGAGAAACUCACCACUUACAGAUGUUCCUGUAUUGAGCCUGCAAACCCCAGCAAUGCCACUCUUCAAUACUGGGAGCAGAACAACAUCUCAGCUCCGGAGAUCUUCUGGGAGGCUCUGGAAGUUCAGGACUGCAUUGAGAAGAAAGGAGAAUUUGUGGGGUCGGCUUGUGGGCCUCAUGGUCCGUACGUUCCUGAUGUUCUCUUCUGGUCUAUAGUGCUUUUCUUCUCUACUGUGGCCAUGUCAGCGUUCCUCAAAGAAUUCAAGCCCAGCCGCUACUUCCCCACCAAGGUCAGAGCCCUCAUCAGUGACUUUGCAGUCUUCAUCACUAUUUUUACGAUGGUUCUGGUGGAUUACACUUUAGGAGUGCCUUCCCCCAAACUGAAGGUCCCUAAUGUGUUUAAGCCAACUCGUGACGAUCGUGGGUGGUUCAUUAACCCGCUGGGUCCGAACCCGUGGUGGACGUGUGUGAUUACAGUCGUUCCCGCCCUCCUCUGCACCAUCCUCAUCUUUAUGGACCAGCAGAUCACAGCUGUGAUCAUCAACAGGAAGGAGCACAAGCUGAAGAAAGGCUGUGGCUAUCAUCUGGACCUGUUCAUGGUGGGCGUGAUGCUGGGCGUCUGCUCUUUGAUGGGGCUGCCGUGGUUCGUGGCAGCGACGGUUCUGUCCAUCACUCACGUCAACAGUCUGAAGCUGGAGUCCGAGUGUUCGGCGCCUGGAGAACAGCCCAAGUUCCUCGGGAUCAGAGAGCAGCGGGUCACCGGCCUCAUGAUCUUCCUCCUCAUGGGCUGCUCCGUAUUCAUGACCUCAGUGCUGAAGUUUAUUCCAAUGCCGGUGCUGUAUGGAGUUUUCCUUUACAUGGGUGCAUCUUCACUGAGAGGAAUACAGUUUUUCGAUCGUUUGAGAUUGUUCGGGAUGCCAGCUAAACACCAGCCAGACUUCAUUUACCUGAGGCACGUUCCACUCCGAAAGGUUCAUCUGUUCACCAUCAUCCAGCUCAGCUGCCUGGUUCUCCUCUGGGUCAUCAAGACCUCCAGAGCCGCCAUUGUCUUUCCCAUGAUGGUGUUGGCGCUGGUUUUCAUUAGAAAGCUGCUGGAUUUUAUCUUCACAAAGCGGGAGCUCAGCUGGCUCGAUGACCUCAUGCCCGAGAGCAAGAAGAAGAAACUGGAAGACGCUGAGCGAGAGGAGGAGCAAAGUAUUUUGGCAGAGGAAGAAGGAAUCGUACAAGUGCCAUUGGAGGGACAUUACAAAGAUGAUCCUUCUACUAUCAACAUCACUGAUGAAAUGUCUAAAGGCUCCUUUGGAAGCACUUGGAACUCCAAAACUGAUCUGAACACAAAAAGCCCCCUUUCCUAAGCUUGCAGAUGCUGAUCCCCAAAGCCUGUCUAAUAAGAAAGUGCACAAGGAGCGUUGAUGGAAAGAAGAUUCACUGUGUUCACACACACACACACACACAUUUACCUAGCUAUCCAAAUAGACGUAUUGUUUUUAAAGGAAUAGUUCACCAAAAAAAAAAAUAAAUAUAUAUAUCAAAUAAUAUA
Molecule: messenger RNA, 3522 nt
Organism: Sinocyclocheilus rhinocerous
Lineage: Eukaryota; Metazoa; Chordata; Actinopteri; Cypriniformes; Cyprinidae
Product: sodium-driven chloride bicarbonate exchanger-like
Exons: 27
Coding region: 80-3337 (1085 amino acids)
Biological process (GO): transmembrane transport; monoatomic anion transport; regulation of intracellular pH
Cellular component (GO): basolateral plasma membrane; plasma membrane
Molecular function (GO): solute:inorganic anion antiporter activity; monoatomic anion transmembrane transporter activity; sodium:bicarbonate symporter activity
Source: RefSeq, a predicted model, not a curated record